Messenger RNA from Olea europaea var. sylvestris, 1863 nucleotides. Its product is annotated as E3 ubiquitin-protein ligase ATL42-like. Bases 1 to 1863 code for a protein of 620 amino acids. The record is from RefSeq and is a predicted model, not a curated record. Lineage: Eukaryota; Viridiplantae; Streptophyta; Magnoliopsida; Lamiales; Oleaceae. The transcript has 6 exons.
AUGAAUAUUGGAUCAGCUACUGUUAAUAUUGUCCGGAUUUUGAUCCCAAGUCGUACAGAAAGGCUUGUGAAAGCUUGUGAGCUGGUUCGGUUUUUGUGGUGGGCUGGACCCAGAGCCGGCUGUGAGAUUUUGGAUGUCCUGUCAUUGUCGAGCAUGUCUAAGAUUUUGGAAAUUUUGCUUUCAUCGGCGUUUACCACCACUGGUUUGAUGUCUGGCCUAUGUCGUCUUCUUCCAAGCCGGACAGUCCCCGACCCAAAAGAAGAAUGCUACACAAAAAGCAAAGUUUUCAAAAGUUUGAAGAAAAAUAAGAGAGCCCUGCUUGAUUUCGCAAUGGAAAAUUUUGAGGUUGUUGCUUUUCUCUUCUUGUUUAUGUGUGCUGAAGCUCAAAAUUCGUCCAAUCAUCAUGAUGUGAAUCCACUUUAUCCAAGGAUGGCAGCGGUUCUUAUUGUUCUGCUUCUUAUGUUCGGCAUAACGUUUCUCAUUGUGGCUUACGCGAAGUUCUGUCACAGACCGGUGUCCUAUUAUCAGUCGAAUGAUGACCAAGAUCCUCGUUUGCUUCUUGCAUCAAGAUCCCGGUUUUCUGGUAUUGAUCCAUUAGUAAUUGAGUCGCUUCCAUUUUUCAGGUUUUCAUCCCUCAAGGGCUCAAAAGAAGGCCUAGAAUGUGCAGUGUGUUUAUCAAGAUUUGAGGAGACUGAAGUUCUUCGAUUGUUGCCAAAGUGCAAGCAUGCAUUCCACAUGAAUUGCAUUGAUAAGUGGCUCGAAAAUCACUCAAGCUGCCCCAUUUGCAGGUACAAGUUUGAUGUGGGAGACUUGAGUAGUUUGACGUAUACGAACAGCUCUAGGUACCCCAGGAAUUCGUGCAAUCUGACAGAAGAACCGAAUCUCGAGCUUUUUGUUCAAAGAGAGGAAGAUCGAAAUAGGUCAUCGAGAUUCAAUAUGGUAAACAAGUUCCAAACUGUCACGAGGUGGAAGGAAGACGACGUUUUGCUUCCAAAAGAUAGCAAUAGUGAAAGGGAAACCUUGCACAAAUUUAAGCACGAGAUUUUAGUUUCUGAUGUAAUUUGUAAAAGCAGGUGGAGUGAUGUCAACACUUCAGACCUGAUGUUUCUGAAUUCCGAGAUGCUUAAUGUUAUGUCAAGCAAACGAUUCAAGCCAUUCGAGUCAAACAGUGGAAGAUUCACUAAUGAACUUUCAGCCAAGAGACAAGUUUUGAAGAUUAAGGAAGAUAUGGAAAGAAAAAGAUUGUACCAUUCUAAGGUUAUUGCAACUGCCACUUCAAGCUCUCCUUGUACUGACAACAUAGAUUUAGACGAAAAGACGACGACAAGAUCAUUGGAUCCAGGUGAGAAGAGAUCAAUGUCUGAGAUUGCAAAUAUUUCAAGGUUUACAGAAUUGAGUACAAGAAGCAUGACGAAUGAAUCAUCUUUUCCAGUAAAUAUCGUGAAGGAUGAAAAAGUUUGGAGGCUUUGGUUUCCCAUUGCGAAGAGAACAAUUCAAUGGUUUGCUGGUAGAGAAAACAAUUCAGAAACCUCAAAACAUGACUCAACUACUUAUAAAAAGCUUAAUGAGAAAAUGACAGAAUUAAGAGAAAGGACUUUCAUCAAACAGAUGGCGCGCAAAGUCAACAAUAUAAUCUACUCAAUUGUGCUACUUGCACAAACCCUUUUGCACAGGGUCUGUUCAGGACAUAUGACAAACUUGAACAUUCUUGCUCACGACUUUUUCUCUCACAAAAUGGCAAUCUGCUUCGAUAUGCUUGGUUCGAGCAUGGAAUACAGGAUUCAAGGCCAAAGCAAUCACACCUAUGUUGUCACUCCAAAUCAUUGGAUAUUUAGGAAGUGUGAUUCCCAAUUCUUGAAAUAG